This is a messenger RNA of Chaetomium fimeti, 669 nucleotides long. RefSeq names its product translation machinery associated TMA7. The record is from RefSeq and is a predicted model, not a curated record. NCBI's taxonomy places the organism in Eukaryota, Fungi, Ascomycota, Sordariomycetes, Sordariales, Chaetomiaceae. The transcript has 6 exons. The coding region runs from base 210 to 416 and encodes 68 amino acids.
GCGCACAUUCCCGGUGUUUCGCCGAUUCACCGCCCAGCCGGGCUCUCGGCUGGCAUGGGCCUUGCCGCCCUGAGUAUCUUCGCGGGGUCUCUCUCCUGACAAGUUCACGCAGCCGACUUUUCCAUAGUUAUUUUGCACCUUGCAACAGUGCAUCUCCCACCUAAACACCAAGACACGAAUUUCGGACUCAUUCCCCCUCAACUCACAAAAUGGGUGGUCAAAGCAGAGAAGGCGGCAAGGCGAAGCCCCUCAAGGCCGCCAAGAAGCAGAAGCAGGAUCUCGAUGAAGAGGACAAGGCUUUCCAAGACAAGCAGCGUGCCUAUGAGAAGGCCAAGAAGGAACUCGCGGCCAAGGCCGGCGGCAAGGGCCCUCUGAACACCGGUACCCAGGGCAUCAAGAAGUCGGGCAAGAAAUAGACUCCCGCAUCGGGAAACGGGGCGUUGCGUUGCGUGGUGUUGCGGUUCUUGGGAUACAGCGCCGGGCGAUAGAUAGAUGCCGGUGUCGGAUCAGGGUUGGGAUACUUUGGGGCGCAAAGGGGCAGGGGGCAGCCUGGGCGCAGGACGACGACAUGUUUACUAGGACACGGUCUUUAUAACGAGCAUGAUGAGGAUCACGAGCCACGUUCGCUACCUGUCGUUUCUGCCUGCGAUUUUCUCUCAGAAGUACGCU